Messenger RNA from Nannospalax galili (Upper Galilee mountains blind mole rat), 1305 nucleotides. It is a transcript of the gene Tmed5, whose product is annotated as transmembrane p24 trafficking protein 5. Lineage: Eukaryota; Metazoa; Chordata; Mammalia; Rodentia; Spalacidae. Gene Ontology annotation, biological process: endoplasmic reticulum to Golgi vesicle-mediated transport; Golgi organization; intracellular protein transport. Gene Ontology annotation, cellular component: endoplasmic reticulum-Golgi intermediate compartment; COPII-coated ER to Golgi transport vesicle; Golgi apparatus. The record is from RefSeq and is a predicted model, not a curated record.
GGAUAGCGCUUCCCUUUUCCGAGCGAGCUAGUGCCGCCCCCGCCCAAAGUUCCCUGGGACUCGCGAUCUCGAGGCCACGAGGAGCCCAGGGAGGAAACGCAGACCGAAGGCGCAAGCACCGUAUACCUCGGUCAACGCCUUUGGCCUCAGAUCGCCCCGGCAGGGAUGGGCGACUCGAUCUGGCUGCCCUUCCCGGUGCUCCUCCUGGCCCUGCUGCGCGGGGCGGCCGGCUUCACGCCGUCUCUGGACAGCGACUUCACCUUCACGCUGCCGGCCGGCCAGAAGGAGUGCUUCUACCAGCCCAUGCCCCUGAAGGCCUCGCUGGAGAUCGAGUACCAGGUUUUAGAUGGAGCAGGAUUAGAUAUUGAUUUCCAUCUUGCUUCUCCAGAUGGCAAAACCUUAGUUUUUGAACAAAGAAAAUCAGAUGGUGUUCACACUGUAGAGACUGAAGUUGGUGACUACAUGUUCUGCUUUGAUAAUACAUUCAGCACCAUUUCAGAGAAAGUCAUUUUCUUUGAAUUGAUCCUGGAUAAUAUGGGAGAAGAGGCUCAAGAACAAGAAGACUGGAAGAAAUACAUUACUGGCACAGAUAUGUUGGAGAUGAAACUGGAAGACAUCCUGGAAUCCAUCAACAGCAUCAAGUCCAGACUAAGCAAAAGUGGUCAUAUACAAACCCUGCUUAGAGCAUUUGAAGCUCGUGAUCGAAACAUACAAGAAAGCAACUUUGAUAGAGUCAACUUCUGGUCUCUGGUUAAUUUACUAGUCAUGGUGGUGGUGUCAGCCAUUCAGGUUUAUAUGCUGAAAAGUCUAUUUGAAGAUAAGAGGAAAAGUAGAACUUAAAACUGCUAAGGAGAUUACUUAACAAUUGAAAAGGAAGAAGGUGGAGAAUUUUAAUACGCUGUCACAGCCAAGAUCAUUAAUAGUCUUUUACAAAACGUUUUCAGGAAAGUUAGUGAAAUUUUAAUGUGAAAGCAGUCUUCACUUUGUGUCCAGUUAACUUUAUUGACCCAGUUGUACUUAAGUGUAUGAUAGCUAUAUAAAACUUAGGUUUAAUUGAAUGAAGCCAUAUUAAUUAACUUUUCCUAAAUUUGAUAAACUUUCCCAAAUAACAUACAGGAGUUAACUAACUGAACACUGCUCAUAAACAUAGAGCCAGCUUGCUUUUGCACAGAAGUUUUUCUAGAUAUAUGGCAGUUACAAAUUAAUUAAAGAAGGUUCCAGUGUAUCGGGUUCUAAAUCAUUUAAGGAUUAUGUAAUCACAGACCGAAUAGGUCAGCUUUUCUCUAUUUACAUAUAUAUGCAUAU